Messenger RNA from Prorocentrum cordatum, 1305 nucleotides. NCBI's taxonomy places the organism in Eukaryota, Dinophyceae, Prorocentrales, Prorocentraceae. The record is from the annotation of a GenBank genome assembly.
AUGGAGGCGCGGUGCCGCCUCAGCUGCGCCUGCUGCGGUGGGGCCGUGGAGGCCGGGGAGCUGUCGUGGCCUGGCGGCCCCGCGGGAAGCCCCAAGUGGUCGCACCUGGCCUGCGCCGAGGCCGCGGGGCUCACCGCGCGCAGGCCCCCUUGCAAACACUUCGCGCGCGGCCGCUGUCAGUUCGCGGAGACAUGCUUCUUCGUGCACAGCGUGGCCGAGGGCCCCGACGGAGCCGCCAGCGUGCCCCCGCCACCACCAGCGCCCCGCGCGUGGGGCGGCCGCCGAAAGGUUGUGCGGAAGUUGUCGCGAGCGAGCGUGCUGCGUCGCUUCCUGCUGGACGAGUUCGGCGCGGAGCUGCUGGCCGCCGGCAGCGGCGUGCUCGACGUGGCCGGCGGCAACGGCGAGCUGAGCUUCGAGCUGCUCAACCUGAACGGCGUGCCCGCCACUUGUGUCGACCCGCGUCCGCUCCAGCUGAAGCAGUUCCGCAGGAAGUGGGACCUUCGCCUCUACUGGUGGAACAGCAUAUGGCGGCCCUGGAACGGCGACGCGCCCGCCGACGGCGAGGCCAGCCGCGCGCCCGGGCACCUGCAGCUCCUGCUCGACGAGGAGCUGGCGAGCUGGGCGGCGGAGGCCGCGGCCCGUGGCCGCUGUGGGCCUGGCGACCCCGCACGCCUGCGCCAGCGGCUGGAGUCCGCCCAGCGGCUGUGCUGGACGCGGCAGGGCCUGCACGAGGGAGGGGAGGCGGCGGAGGACGAGGGCGGCGACUCGGUCCUGGACGCCGGGCGGGACCGGCCGCCCAGCUUCUACCCGCACCACCUGCAAAAUCUCAGGCCCGCGGGGGCGCCCCUGCCGGCGGCGCCGCCGGGGGAUUCCGCUGAGCGGCCGGCUCUGCCCGAGGGCGCAGCGGAGGACGGCAGCCCAGAGGAGGCCACAGACUCGAGCCCCGAGAAGACCAGAGCAUCCGCGCCCGUGUCGGCCGAGGAGGCCCUGGAGGUGGCGCGUCUCCUCGCCGGCUGCUCCGCCGUCGUCGGCCUCCACCCGGACCAGGCCGCUGGCGCCAUCGUGGAGUUCGCGGUCGGCCAGGGGAAGCCCUUCGCGGUGGUGCCGUGCUGCGUGUACUCCUCGGCCUUCCCCAAGCGGCGGCUGCCGGACGGCACGCCCGUCAGGACGCACGGGCAGCUGGUGGAGUAUUUGGUAAGCCUGGCGCCCGGCGCCCAGACGCAGGCGCUGGAUUUUGAGGGGAAGAACGUCGUGGUGUAUUGGUCUCCGCGGCAGCGACAAAUGCCCGCGGUGUCCUCGUCAUGA